This is a messenger RNA of Epinephelus fuscoguttatus (brown-marbled grouper), 1054 nucleotides long. RefSeq names its product SEC11 homolog A, signal peptidase complex subunit (gene sec11a). NCBI's taxonomy places the organism in Eukaryota, Metazoa, Chordata, Actinopteri, Perciformes, Serranidae. The record is from RefSeq and is a predicted model, not a curated record. Gene Ontology annotation, cellular component: membrane; signal peptidase complex. Gene Ontology annotation, molecular function: serine-type endopeptidase activity. The transcript has 6 exons. Bases 131 to 670 code for a protein of 179 amino acids.
GACUUCCGGUCUCGCGCACCCGGAAGAUUCGGAUGCAAGUUUCAGCUCUCGACCGUGCAUCCAUAUGCUCGUUACUUUCAACGUCUUAAUGUGAUUUAGGUGCUUUUUCUACCCAGUAGUCUUUGCAAAAAUGUUAUCUUUAGACUUUCUCGACGAUGUUCGUCGCAUGAACAAACGGCAGCUCUAUUACCAGGUGCUGAACUUUGGUAUGAUUGUUUCCUCUGCCCUGAUGAUCUGGAAAGGACUGAUGGUUGUUACUGGCAGUGAGAGUCCGAUUGUUGUUGUUCUCAGUGGGAGUAUGGAGCCAGCUUUCCACAGAGGAGACCUGCUGUUUCUGACCAACCGGGUAGAGGAUCCCAUCAGAGUUGGAGAGAUUGUUGUCUUCAGGAUAGAAGGCAGAGAGAUCCCAAUAGUACACAGAGUACUAAAGAUCCAUGAAAAGGAGAAUGGAGACAUUAAGUUCUUGACCAAAGGGGACAACAAUGCAGUGGAUGACAGAGGACUGUACAAGCAGGGCCAACACUGGCUCGAGAAAAAAGAUGUGGUUGGACGAGCUCGGGGGUUUGUGCCAUACAUUGGAAUUGUCACCAUCCUUAUGAAUGAUUACCCCAAGUUCAAAUAUGCUGUUCUUUUCAUGUUGGGUCUCUUUGUGUUGGUCCAUCGGGAGUGAAAGAACCCAAACUUCAGGACUCAAGAAGGAUAAACUACGUCCAGGAAACCUCAGUCAUGCCUUUCAAAACAGAAUUAAGUUAGAUUUUGUCAAAAACCCAACUGGCUUUUUUGUACCAUUUGUUUGGACAUUUUGUAGAAACGUGGAUAGGGUGUUUACAUUUGAAAUAUCCAAGCUUUAAAAAAUAUUUUUGUGAGGGAACUAGGCUAGGUUUAGUUUGAAAUCGAUCUUUAUUUGUAAUCCUCCGAAUGUGAAAGAACAUUCAUCAAGUUAAAUUAAGUCUGGUUUCUUUCCUGUUGAAUCAUUGUCUUCGACAAAAUAUGUGUGAAGUAUUUUAUGACAACUGAAUAUGAAUGAUAUUAAAUAUGAAAUCUGGUUACCAUC